This is a messenger RNA of Pundamilia nyererei, 940 nucleotides long. RefSeq names its product solute carrier family 35 member A3b (gene slc35a3b). The transcript has 6 exons. The record is from RefSeq and is a predicted model, not a curated record. Bases 290 to 940 code for a protein of 216 amino acids. Gene Ontology annotation, molecular function: pyrimidine nucleotide-sugar transmembrane transporter activity. Gene Ontology annotation, cellular component: Golgi membrane. Gene Ontology annotation, biological process: pyrimidine nucleotide-sugar transmembrane transport. NCBI's taxonomy places the organism in Eukaryota, Metazoa, Chordata, Actinopteri, Cichliformes, Cichlidae.
GGAGGAGGCACCGCGUCUGCUAUAUGCGUAAAAAUCAAAAGCGUGCCUUGAAUUACAGCUGAGACAGCUAUGCUGACUGUUAGUUUAGCGCCAUGAGGGUCAAUCUUUAGUAAAGAGAAAGCGAGGACAGGACCAUCAAGAGUGCGGGCGCCCACAUCCUGUCAUCUACACCCUAAGCUGAGCUCCAGACCCACAGAGUCGAACAUUCCUCCACAAUGGCGCUUUCCUCCAGGCUAAAAUACGUGCUCUGGGGGUUCUGGUGCUGCAAACCACCCUGCUGGUUCUCACCAUGCGCUACUCCCGUACCCUGAAGGAGAACGGUCCUCGCUACCUCGCCUCCUCUGCCGUAGUGUCAGCUGAAGUGCUCAAGAUUUUUAUGUGCACUCUCCUCAUCUUCAGUGAGAACAAUUUUAGCUUGACGGCAAUGUACGAGCUGCUGAACAAGGAGAUUCUGAACAAGCCCGUGGAGCUCGUGAAGCUGGCCGUUCCUGCAGGGAUCUACACUCUGCAGAACAAUCUGCUCUAUAUUGCCCUGUCCAACCUGGACGCAGCCACCUAUCAGGUCACGUACCAGUUGAAGAUCCUCACCACAGCUUUGUUCUCUGUCUCCAUGCUCGGGAAAAAGUUAGGCAGCUACCAGUGGCUCUCCCUGCUCUUCCUCAUGGCCGGGGUCACUCUGGUGCAGUUGCCCGUCGAGUCUCUGGGUGACUCUGAACAGAAUGUAAUGUCUGCAAGCUCCCAGUUUGUGGGCCUGAUCGCUGUGCUGAUGGCCUGUGUGUCCAGUGGUUUUGCUGGAGUUUACUUUGAGAAGAUCCUCAAAGGGACAAGCCAGAGUCUGUGGCUUCGUAAUAUACAGCUGGGUGCAGUGCUGGUUAUUGCUGCCACAUUUCUUUACGGCUAUGAGCAGAAACCUGCCAGCAGCAGCACCAACAAAGUGUAA